This is a messenger RNA of Eruca vesicaria subsp. sativa (arugula), 258 nucleotides long. The record is from the annotation of a GenBank genome assembly. Lineage: Eukaryota; Viridiplantae; Streptophyta; Magnoliopsida; Brassicales; Brassicaceae.
AUGGCUCACAGUGCAAGCUCUUCAAACAUGGGAUACAAAAAUGAGAAAGGGGUUUUGUGUAACUGCAAGACGCUAGCACAGGUUGUACAAGCUUGGACAGAUGACAACCUAGGACGAAGAUUCUACUCUUGCAAAGGACGAAUGGUUAAUCAUGGGUAUGAAUCUUGUAAUUUUUUUCGUUGGUAUGAUGAUGUUGAGAGCCCACAUGGAUGGCAACAUCUAGCAUUGUUGGAGGCGAGAGAAAAAAUGUGUGCCUAG